CUCUGCGGCGUCUCUCUCUCUUCCUUAUCAUCAUCAUCUUCACUCUCUUUCUCUCUAAACCUCACACAGAGCCAUUUCAAGCAGAAGAAAAGCUCUCUCUGAUCCCUCUUCUGCCUUUCUUCUGAUUCUUCUGCUUAAGUUUUAGAGCUUUCUAUUCUUCUCAACCUCGAAGUGGAUCAAUAUGUCAAUGACAGAAGAGACUAAGACGACGAAGCUCGAAUCGGCGGGAGAUUCGUCCGAUGUAGACAAUGGUAACUGUAGUAGCAGUGGAAGUGGAGGUGAUACGAAGAAGACAUGCGUUGAUUGUGGAACAAGCAGGACUCCUCUUUGGCGUGGUGGACCUGCUGGACCUAAAUCAUUGUGCAAUGCGUGUGGGAUCAAGAGCAGAAAGAAGAGACAAGCAGCUCUUGGAAUUAGACAAGAGGACAAUAAGAUGAAGAACAAAUGUAACAACAAUCUCAAUCUUGAAAAUCGAACUGUCAAGAUUGCUAAAGGUGAACCAGGAAAUGUCAAGAACAAGAUCAAGACAGAUCCUGAGAAUUUCAGUAGCAGUAAUAAUAACAAGAAGAACGUGAAAAAGGUUGGUAGAUUUUUGGAUUUUGGGUUUAAAGUUCCGGCGAUGAAGAGAUCGGCGGUGGAGAAGAAGAGGCUAUGGAGGAAACUUGGGGAAGAGGAACGAGCCGCAGUACUUCUCAUGGCUCUUUCUUGUGGUUGAGAUUUAGUUUCUUGACUCUUUUUUUUUGUCUGAAUGGUUGAGAGAGAUUAGGGAAAAUAAGUUAGUGAGGAAAUGUUGAAGAGAGGGUUAUUAAUCCUAAUUAUCAUAUAUAUGUAAUUUAGAGGCAAGCUAAUGUUAUAUGCUGCUAUCUACUAAUUAAUUCGUUUAAACUCU
Messenger RNA from Arabidopsis arenosa, 889 nucleotides. NCBI's taxonomy places the organism in Eukaryota, Viridiplantae, Streptophyta, Magnoliopsida, Brassicales, Brassicaceae. The record is from the annotation of a GenBank genome assembly.